Molecule: messenger RNA, 5013 nt
Organism: Fusarium coffeatum
Lineage: Eukaryota; Fungi; Ascomycota; Sordariomycetes; Hypocreales; Nectriaceae
Exons: 5
Coding region: 1-5013 (1670 amino acids)
Biological process (GO): nuclear-transcribed mRNA catabolic process, 3'-5' exonucleolytic nonsense-mediated decay
Cellular component (GO): Ski complex
Molecular function (GO): ATP binding; RNA helicase activity; nucleic acid binding
Source: RefSeq, a predicted model, not a curated record
AUGUCUCGCAUUCUUCGACCCGCAGCUCGCCUCGCUGCUUCGACUCGAGCUAUCCGCACUCCUGUUGCUCCUUCAGCUGCUCAGUCUGCCAUUGCCCGCGCUGCUCUUGCGCGACCCGUUGUUUUUGGUUCCGCCCAGACCCGAUCCUACGCCGACAACAGCUCCGGCGUCAAGGAAUACACCGUCCGAGAUGCGCUCAACGAGGCUCUGGCUGAGGAGCUCGAGCAGAAUGAGAAGGUCUUCAUUCUAGGAGAGGAGGUUGCCCAAUAUAACGGUGCCUACAAGGUAACCAAGGGUCUUCUCGACCGCUUCGGUGACAAGCGUGUCAUUGACACCCCCAUCACCGAGUCUGGUUUCUGUGGUCUCGCUGUUGGUGCUGCCCUUAGUGGUCUUCACCCCGUUUGUGAGUUCAUGACUUUCAACUUCGCCAUGCAGGCCAUCGAUCAGGUUAUCAACUCUGCUGCCAAGACCCUCUACAUGUCCGGUGGUAUCCAGCCCUGCAACAUCACCUUCCGUGGUCCCAACGGUUUCGCUGCUGGUGUCGCCGCUCAGCACUCCCAGGACUACUCUGCCUGGUACGGCAGCAUUCCUGGUCUCAAGGUCGUCUCCCCCUGGAGCGCUGAGGAUGCCAAGGGUCUCCUGAAGGCUGCCAUCCGUGACCCCAACCCUGUCGUUGUUCUCGAGAACGAGUUGAUGUACGGUCAGAGCUUCCCCAUGUCCGAGGCUGCCCAGAAAGACGACUUCGUCAUUCCCUUCGGUAAGGCUAAGAUUGAGCGAUCCGGCAAGGACUUGACCAUCGUUUCCCUGAGCCGAACUGUCGGCCAGUCUCUGGUUGCCGCCGAGAACCUCAAGAAGAAGUACGGUGUUGAGGCCGAGGUCAUCAACCUGCGAUCCAUCAAGCCUCUCGAUGUUGAGACCAUCAUUCAGUCCGUUAAGAAGACCCACCGCCUUCUAUCCGUCGAGUCUGGCUACCCUGCUUUCGGUGUCGGAUCCGAAAUUCUUGCCCUGACAAUGGAGUACGGCUUCGACUACCUCGAUGCUCCCGCUGCCCGAGUCACUGGUGCUGAGGUCCCUACUCCCUAUGCCCAGAAGCUCGAGGAGAUGUCCUUCCCUACCGAGAAGCUGAUUGAGGACUACGCUGCCAAGGUCCUUCGCCUAGAGAUAGGUACCUACGUUAGUUGUUGGAAUCCAAAGGGUAUGGCUGGCAUAGAUUCUCUCCUUGAGAAGGGGACUCAAGAGAUGGGCCAGCGCCAACCUUCCACCCAGGAUCCGGAGGAACUCAAGCGUCAUCUAGAGGAGCUACUCCUCUCACCCUCGCCCGAAUUCUCACCAGAAUGGCUCAACCGUCUUCAGCAGCGAUGGGACUUUGAGGCUGACUACACCUCUCUGUAUAAAGUUGCACCGCCGCACACUCGAACUCUUACUAGAUUUCAGCGUCAUGGACUUGAGGGCCGUGUCACAGGCUACAAAAAUGUCACAGUCCCUGCAAACAGUGCCACGGCCAAGAACUCGACAAGUCUCUCCAGGAAGCCCGCAAAUCGUGCAGAUUUCGUGAGGGGAGCUGCAGGCUUCUUCCCAUUCGCACCUGGUGGUCUUGAAGGUAUUGAGGCGACAGCAGCGUUUGAAGACUCAGUUCACACCGGAGGUAUUGCAGAGCCAAGUAAUACUGGAAACAAACUGGAACGAGUGAUACAGCUGGGUGCCGAAGGGGGCCUGUUAGAGAUCGCUCCCGGAAUGGGCCGAGGAAUUGAUUUUACGAAAAAGAAGACAAGUGUCAGCCAGGAAGAUGCCAACGCUAUCAAGGAGGUGCUUGAAGAAGAUCCCGAAGAAGCGAAGAUGACGCCCGAGGGCGGCAAUGGGAUCUCCCCCGAUACCACUACACCAGAUCUAACCGCCGACUCUGGUGAGGACGGUGAUGAUAUCGACGACAUUUUACCAGUAGAAUUCCCUGCUCUGGAGCCUCAUGGUGUCCUUGCCGCCUCGAGUGCCCGCAAAGCUGGUCGUGAGUGGGCGCAUAUGGUCGACAUCAACCACGACAUGUCCAAUUUCAGAGAUCUUGUACCUGAUAUGGCUAGAGAGUGGCCCUUCGAGCUCGACACAUUUCAAAAGGAAGCUGUAUACCACCUGGAAAAUGGCGACUCGGUCUUUGUUGCAGCGCAUACUUCGGCGGGCAAGACGGUUGUGGCAGAGUACGCGAUUGCACUGGCUUCCAAGCAUAUGACAAAGGCCAUUUACACUUCCCCCAUCAAGGCAUUGAGCAACCAAAAGUUCCGUGAUUUUCGACAGACAUUUGAUGAAGUGGGCAUCCUCACUGGUGAUGUUCAGAUUAACCCUGAGGCUAGUUGCCUAAUCAUGACAACGGAGAUUCUUCGCAGCAUGCUUUACCGAGGGGCUGAUCUUAUUCGAGAUGUCGAGUUCGUUAUAUUCGAUGAAGUUCAUUAUGUGAACGAUUUUGAGCGAGGUGUUGUCUGGGAAGAAGUCAUUAUAAUGUUGCCCGAACACGUGUCACUCAUCCUGCUAUCGGCGACAGUCCCGAACACAAAGGAAUUCGCCUCCUGGGUCGGUCGGACGAAACAGAAGGAUAUCUAUGUUAUCUCUACUCCAAAGAGACCUGUACCCCUUGAGCAUUAUCUUUGGGCCGGGAAAGACAUCCACAAGAUUGUGGAUUCGGAGAAGAAGUUCAUCGAAAAGGGCUGGAAAGAUGCGCACUUUGCGAUUCAGGGAAAGGACAAACAAAAACCAGCAGAAACUACCGUUGCCACGCGUGGAGGCAAUCCUCGGGGCAACCAACGCGGCGGUACACAACGAGGAGGCCCUCAGCGAGGCGGAAGAGGAGGGGGCCAGCAAAGAGGAGGGGCCCAACAGCGUGGCCGCGGAGGACCGCCUCGUGCAAGCCAUGCACCUGGUCAUAUGGGCCGUGGUGGUCGUGCCGGUGGCUUCUCAUCUGUUGCGCAGGAUAAAAAUCUUUGGGUCCAUCUCGUACAAUACCUCAAGAAGCAGACCCUGCUUCCAGCCUGUAUUUUUGUGUUCUCAAAGAAGCGAUGCGAAGAGAACGCGGAUGCUCUUAGCAACCAGGACUUCUGUACAGCGUCUGAGAAAAGCCACAUUCACAUGAUCAUCGAAAAGUCAGUUGCGAGAUUGAAGCCGGACGACAGGCAGCUUCCACAGAUAAUCAGACUGAGGGAACUAUUGAGCCGAGGUAUUGCUGUUCAUCAUGGUGGACUGUUGCCCAUUGUCAAGGAACUGGUCGAGAUUCUGUUUGCUCAGACAUUGGUCAAAGUGUUGUUUGCCACAGAAACGUUCGCCAUGGGCCUCAACCUUCCUACACGCACAGUAGUCUUUUCAGGAUAUCGCAAGCAUGAUGGCCACUCAUUUCGAAACCUACUGCCUGGAGAAUACACUCAGAUGGCCGGUCGAGCUGGUCGUCGUGGUUUGGAUACUGUCGGGUCCGUCAUCAUUGUACCACCAGGAGGCCUGGAUGACGCGCCUCCCGUUGCAGAUCUACGUAAUAUGAUCUUGGGAGAACCUUCAAAGCUACGGUCGCAGUUCCGAUUGACAUAUAAUAUGAUCCUGAACCUCCUCCGGGUAGAGGCGCUGAAGAUUGAAGAGAUGAUCAAGCGCAGUUUCUCUGAGCACGCCACUCAGCAGCUACUUCCCGAGCACGAAAAAGAUGUGAAGCUAGCACAAGCAGAUCUAGCCAAGGUCAAACGAGACUCCUGUGAGAUCUGCGAUGUUUCAAUGGAUCAAUGUCACCAAGCCUCCCAAGACUUCAAGAAACUCACAUUUGACCUUUACAAGGGCCUCUUGGCUAUCCCCAUAGGGCGCAGGAUGUUCUCUCAGCACCGUCUUGUCGUAUUCAACUGGGAUGGCAUUCGCUCCAUCGGUAUUCUUCUGGCUGACGGGAUUAGCAACAAGGGUACAUCAGAAGAUCCGACACUGCAUGUAUGCGCCAUCAAAUCCCUUCGAGAUCGACGUGAUGCCACCGAUCAGCUCCCGUUCGUUCCCACAUUCUGCAAGUACUUCCAUGAGCUUCCGAAGAGCAAAAAGCGUGUACAAACCAAGACCCUCCAUGUUCCACUGAGCGACGUGGAAUGCCUCACAAGAUGGGUGACCAAGGGCAUCGUACCUGAGAUUUUUCAGGGCGGAGAUGGCUACCACCAGGCGAAGGAUCGUCUCCAAGAAUUAUGUGGCUCGUGGGAUGAUAGAUUGGAAGAGUUAGACUUGUCCCGGAUCAAGCAACUGCAGCUACAGGAGAUCGUGGAGAAAAGGAUUGAGUUAGUUAAGACGAUAUCGAAUUCCCCUGCUGAACAAUGCUCGGAGUUCUUGAAGCACUUCGCUAUGUGUCAUGAUGAGUGGCUCAUCAAGGAGCACAUCUCUCAGCUAAAACAGUCUUUAUCGGACCAGAAUCUCCAACUUCUACCCGAUUAUGAACAGCGAGUUCAAGUUCUCAAGGAGCUUGGGUUCAUUGACGACGCCACUCGCAUUCAGCUCAAGGGCAAGGUCGCAUGUGAAAUCCACUCCGGUGAUGAAUUGGUUCUAACUGAGCUUAUUCUCGACAACGUCCUCGCCGAUUAUGAGCCAGCUGAGAUUGCCGCCCUCCUAUCUGCUUUUGUGUUCCAAGAGAAGACAGACAUGGAACCGUCUUUGACUGGCAACCUUGAGCGCGGAAAAGAGACUAUUGUUACCAUUUCUGAAAAGGUCAACGACGUACAAACUCGUUUGCAAGUGAUUCAGUCUGCUGAUGAUUCAAACGACUUCGUAUCUCGGCCACGGUUCGGUCUCAUGGAGGUCGUUUAUGAGUGGGCUCGGGGUAUGAGCUUUAAGAACAUCACAGGCUUGACCGAUGUUCUGGAGGGUACUAUUGUGCGAACGAUCACACGACUAGAUGAGACCUGCCGUGAAGUGAAGAAUGCGGCCAGGAUUGUGGGUGAUCCAGAAUUGUACCAAAAGAUGCAGCAGGCUCAAGAGAUGAUCAAGAGGGAUAUCACAGCAGUGGCAAGUCUUUACAUGUAA